CUCUCUCUCUCUCUCUCUCUUUCUCACGACUCCUCUUUGGUUCGCUCCCCAUUCUCCUCCCAUUCGAUUCUUCGUGUUAUAUGAGAUUGCGUUAGCUCUCUCCCUCUCUCUCUCUCUCCAUAUGUAGAGCACGGCGAUAUCUACGAGCAUGUGUUUGGUCUCGUUCUCCUGUUUAUAUCUCUUCUUGGUAGUUCCAAUUAAUGGGUUUGGCUUAGUUGUGUUUGUUUUGCUUGGGAACUUAUUAAUCGAUGCGUGUCUCGGUGUAAUGAUCAAUACCCAUUUGCUCAAUCUCUGAUCCGUGAGAAAUUUGGAUGCUUUUUCUUUUGAGUAAGAAGUUACCAGGUUAAAAAUUGCUGCUUUAUCCUUCGUUGAUGGCUUUGAUGAUAAAUUUGUGCGGCUCACAGCGGAGAUCAUGGUCAAGAAUUGUUCUUGAUUUGAAAUGUGAUUGCUUGAGAUGGAUCCUCCUGAACAAGAAAAAGGUGAAGAGCAUAAUGCAGAGACAUCUUCUGAUGAACUGCGAGUAUACCCCCGCAUAGGAGAUCAGCACCAGGUGGAAAUUCCUAAUAUGGCAACAGAAGCCGAAUCCGUCCAGCUAAUAUUAAGUUCAACUGAUAAUAACAACAUUAUCGGUUUUGACUACACAUUUGGAUUAGGAUUACCUAUUCCAAUAGUGUGUAUUCAGAAUUCAAGCCAUCAAAAUGUAGAAUAUAGUCUGCUGCCUAAUUCACCAACUUCGACUUGGAGUGAUGCAGAGGCACAAAGUUUUCUCCUUGGACUUUACAUUUUCGGUAAAAAUUUAAUUCAGCUGAGAAAAUUUCUGGGCUCUAAGACGAUGGGAGAUAUAUUAUCUUACUAUUAUGGAAAAUUUUAUGGGUCCGAUGCCUAUUGUAAAUGGUCACAGUGUAGAAAAAUAAAAAGCAGGAGAGGUAUAAUUGGGCAGCGUAUAUUUACAAGUUGGAGACAACAGGAGCUAUUGUCACGCUUGAUGCCUACGAUACCAAUAGAAGCACAACACCUUCUGUCGGAGGUCAUUAAGACAUUCAAUGAGCGCAAUUCUUCUUUUGAGGAAUUUAUCUUUGCUUUAAAAUCCACAGUUGGUAUGCAACUCCUUGCAGAAGCCAUUGGAAUUGGCAAAGGUAAAACGGACCUGACUAAAGCCAGAUCAGAUCCAUCUAGAAGAAAUAAUCAAACUAGCUAUACCCCGUCUGAAAUGCCUAUUGGGAAGGCUUGUUCCUCGCUCACACCCAAAGAUAUCAUCAGAUUUUUAACAGGUGGGUACAGAAUAAGCAAGGCAAGGUCAAAUGAUCUAUUCUGGGAGGCCGUCUGGCCACGCUUGCUUGCGAGGGGUUGGCAUUCUGAGCAGCCAAAAGAUCAACUCAUUGCUGGCUCGAAAAGCACUUUAGUAUUCCUCAUACCAGGUAUUAAGAAAUUCUCGAGGAAAAAACACAAGAGAGGGAACCAUUAUUUUGAUUCUGUUAGUGAUGUCUUGAGCAAAGUAACUUCUGACCCACGGCUUCUUGAGUUAGACGUUGAAGAAGUUACAGGUAACAAAGUGGAUAACAAAUUAGACCAAAAGGUUCAUCCUGAUGACCAUCUUUGCGGCUAUCUACAACCCAAACUGCAAAUUUGCAAUUCUGGAUUAACGAAAUUCACUAUUGUGGAUACUAGUUUGGCUCAGGGAGAAGGACCAUUCAAGGUGAGAGAAAUGCGGGAUUUUCCUGUUGAUGCAACUUUUAAGUAUGAGCCUUCGAAUCAUUUUGGUAAAUCACAGAGCAAUAGCUCAGAAGAGCAGUACAGCUCAGAUGUGAGUUCUUCAGGUUCAGAAGUAGGUACCGAUCAAGAUAUCUCUGGUGACGGUAAUAUUGCAGCUGUUUCAAGCCAAACGAUUCCUAUUUGUGCUAAUGUUCCCGGCAAUCCAUGCCUAGAUGUGUUGAAUGAUACUAGUUCGUUAAAGGAUAUAAAGUGUCAGUUGAAACAAAGGGCGAAAUCUAGGCAGCAAGUUUAUUUAGCUCCUGUUUCAAAGCGAAGAAGAUUAGCAGCUGCGAAGUAUGAAGAAGCUGCCCACCAUAGUUUUUCUUCCUCAGAAGGUCACCAGCUGACAGAGGGUACUAAGAAUGAGAGGGGGUUGCCCGAAGACAGUAAAGAAAGUGCGCAAGAUGAGAAGAAGAGAGAAGAAUCGGAGAAGAAGCCUUUAGCUCGAGCUUUGUUUGAUCUGAAUCUACCUUAUGUACUGCCAGAUAAUGAGACUAAUGAAAACUUGUGCAUGCCUUUAGACAACCAAGAUGAGCAAAAUAAAGAUAAAGGUGCAAGCCUAGGAGAAAGAGCCAAGGAAGAGCUUUCUGGGGGCCAAUCUUUGUUGAGCUCUCAAAGGCAGAGCACCAGAACCAGGCCACCAACUAGGAGAGCUUUGGAAGCUCUUGCCAGUGGUCUUCUCGGGACAAAGCGGAGAGGUAAAGGAAUGAAGGCCGCAUAAGAUAGGCUCCUUCAGUAACCACUUCUCCAGCUGAGCAUGCAAUUCGCGUGGAAGCUUGGCACCUGUUCGUUCCCUUCAUACUCAUACUUUUAAUUCCAGGAUUGAAGAUUUGAGCGGCACAGUAGAUUGUUGGCAGAAAAGCAACCCAUAACAUGCAAUCUCGUUUAGCGAGUCCUCUUCAAGAAUUGGAACCUUGCUCUAAUUGUUAUCUUGUUCAAGAAUUGGAGCUGAUGACGCCACAGCAGCACCUACUCUAUAGGCAUGCUCUCUCUUUCUCUCCCCACAAAGGAGCUGCACUUAGAAAUGGUUAAAGAGAAAGUCUGAAUCUUAGUGAAAAUGCACAGAACCCUUUCGAACUGUCAAGCUUUUACGGAUGACUACCCAAACUUUCAAAAGAUAAAGGCUACCCAAACAAUCUAGCACUUCAAUCAACUACCUACCCCCUAAUUUCUAUAUUUUCUGUUGAAGACUAUUGUCCCAUAAAAUAUUCACAAUUUACUUCUCUUCUUUUAAAUGCCUAAAAGAGUUUUGGUCAAUUGAGUCAAUUUGACUGAUGAUCAUUAAGAAAAAUUGAUUGGAAAUAAGGGAAGGUGGUUGAUUAGAACAGGCUGAUUAUAUAGGUAGGUUUUUUUGAAUUUAACUUUUGAAAGUUCUUUUUUCCAUUUGUACAUGAUAGUUCUAAUGAAUGAAGCAGGUAGCUUGCUCAA
Messenger RNA from Ananas comosus (pineapple), 3180 nucleotides. RefSeq lists its product as uncharacterized. Lineage: Eukaryota; Viridiplantae; Streptophyta; Magnoliopsida; Poales; Bromeliaceae. The transcript has 4 exons. The record is from RefSeq and is a predicted model, not a curated record. Gene Ontology annotation, cellular component: nucleus. Gene Ontology annotation, molecular function: transcription corepressor activity. The coding region runs from base 455 to 2473 and encodes 672 amino acids.